AUGGCGACCAACGCCACGGCAGGCGUGAUGUUGCCAACGUUCAAUAUGCCGGCCCUCCCAGAAUACACUCUGAAAGUCCGACCUGCGAUCGUUGCGGGACUUCCAGACGCCUUGUCACAGAUGCUCAUGCUGAUUUUCGCAUACUGGGCCACCUCUGCUGUCUUCCAUGUAUUCGAUGUCUACGACCUCUUUCCACAGUACCGACUGCAUACCCCAGCCGAGAUCACAAAACGGAACAAAGUCACACGGUACGAAGUCUUCCGCGAUGUCAUAGUACAGCAAGUCGUCCAGACACUCUUCGGAGUGGCCAUCGCCUGGUGGGAUCCGCCCGAGAUGAUGGGAAAGGAGCAGUACGAUAUCGCUGUCUGGGCCUUGCGCCUGCGAGUUGCUCAGUCAUACCUUCCCACGGCCCUAAGAGUCAUCGGCGUGGAUUCUGUCCAGCUCGCUACAAAAUCGUACCAGCAUCAUCCUACCGUGGCUGCCGUCCUCGCAGGAGGUGCAUACCAAUCACCGGGAUUCGCUUCGUGGGAGCUUCAGGCUGGGUGGCUGAUCUACCAUGUCCUCGUACCCUUCCUCCAAUUCUCUAUCGCCAUCGUUCUGGUCGAUACCUGGCAAUACUUUGUCCAUCGGGCCAUGCACAUGAACAAGUUUCUUUAUACCUGGCUACAUGCCCGACACCACCGCCUGUAUGUCCCAUACGCGUACGGAGCUUUGUACAACCAUCCAGUCGAAGGCUUCAUCCUCGACACCGUUGGCACUGGCUCUGCAUACCUACUGACCGGCAUGACUGUACGCCAGGGUAUGGCCUUCUUCACUGCGGCCACAAUCAAGACUGUCGACGAUCAUUGCGGCUACCACUUUCCAUGGGACCCUCUACAGCACCUGACUGGCAACAAUGCUGCCUACCACGACAUUCACCACCAGAGCUGGGGCAUCAAGACCAACUUUUCCCAGCCGUUCGGAACAUUCUGGGAUCGCUUUCUAGGCACAAAGUGGACUGGUGGCGAUGUUUCAAGCAGGUACGAGCGUGACAGGAUUGCCGCACAAAAGAAGGUAGACGCCGACGCCGCGAAUGCUCCAUCUACCGUGACGAACUCGCCCGCGGUAGAUCUGGACAAGGCUCAAAAGCAAGCUCAAGAAAGCCGACAGCAAGUUCUGGAUGACCCAAAAGUCGAUGGCAGAAUCGUGAUUGCAGAAGAAGCGCGAGAAGAGAAAGAGGUUAAGCAACAAACGCCACGACGCUCCACUAGACGAAGUGUUAGUGGCUUCGAUCCGAAAGCCAUAUCUGAUCGUAUGGCAGGCAGUCUGCAUGGUCGCAGCACAGCUAUUCUGCAUGCUGACGGACUGCGGUGA
This is a messenger RNA of Cyphellophora attinorum, 1353 nucleotides long. Its product is annotated as Sphingolipid C4-hydroxylase SUR2. Gene Ontology annotation, molecular function: iron ion binding; oxidoreductase activity. Gene Ontology annotation, biological process: lipid biosynthetic process. The transcript has a single exon. The coding region runs from base 1 to 1353 and encodes 450 amino acids. The record is from RefSeq and is a predicted model, not a curated record. Lineage: Eukaryota; Fungi; Ascomycota; Eurotiomycetes; Chaetothyriales; Cyphellophoraceae.